Molecule: messenger RNA, 1122 nt
Organism: Spizellomyces punctatus DAOM BR117
Lineage: Eukaryota; Fungi; Chytridiomycota; Chytridiomycetes; Spizellomycetales; Spizellomycetaceae
Exons: 5
Coding region: 18-863 (281 amino acids)
Biological process (GO): vesicle fusion; endoplasmic reticulum to Golgi vesicle-mediated transport
Cellular component (GO): cis-Golgi network; SNARE complex; Golgi medial cisterna
Molecular function (GO): SNAP receptor activity
Source: RefSeq, a predicted model, not a curated record
UAACAACGUACAUCACAAUGUCGUUCCGCACAGCCGCGCACUCUUAUUCCUCAGUACCUGACACCGUCAUUCCAAUACCUUCAGCAGCAUCACUGAGCCCACUUGCUGAUGGUUCACCAACAGCAGCAGCAGCCACGGCGUCUGCCGCGACAUGGGAGACUCUAAGACGACAGGCGCGACAUUUGGAAAACGAAAUCGAAGCCAAGCUAGUGCAAUAUUCUAAACUUGGUAGUGGAACAGGAACCAGUGGGUUUGCAAGUAGUGUGGCAGGGGUUGCAUCCAGCAGUGCUGCGCGAAGUCCAGGAAGUACAAAAGGCGCAGAACUAGAACUGGACCAUUUGCUCGCAAAGCUUACCUCUGUCGUCAACUCUAUGGCCCAAAGCCUUGAUAGCGUUCCAUCAUCAGUCCCAACAAAUCCCUCCAUGAUGCACAUGCUGCAGCGACAUCGAGACAUACUAUACGACUACUCAAAAGAGUUCAAAAGGACCAAGGCCAACAUUACCGCUGCCAGAGACCAUGCCGAUCUAUUGAGCUCUGUACGGGAAGACAUAAGUUCGUAUAGGUCUCCAGGCAUGGGCAUGCAAGAUUACCUGUUAACGGAACGAGGAAAGAUUGACGGCUCGCAUCGGAUGGCCGAUGAGGUACUUGAGCAAGCUUACACAACCCGUGCCGAGCUCCACGAUCAGCGAAGUGUUUUAUACAAUACAAGGGGGCGAAUGGGUGGAGUGCUCGCACGAUUUCCCCUCGUUAAUGACCUCAUUUCGCGGAUUGGGGCAAAAAAGCGGCGAGACUCGUUAAUAAUGGCGGGCGUCAUCAGCUUUUGUGUGUGCUUUCUAGUGUGGUAUUGGCUAAGGCGAUUUUAGUUGCCUUGGAGUUAAAUCUCUAGCGACUGCAGUGUCCUUCCAACAUUUCAUUGAUAUUUACUGUCAUCGACAAAAUGCACAAGCUAAUUAUACGGACAUAGUACACUCUGGGAUUGGAGAGCCUUUGAUUGGCAUGGUGGUAGUUUGGUAGUUGUUCCGAGUGAAUGCCGACCCUGGGGACAGAAGGAAGCCAUAAUCUCGACCAUCGCGAGGUCAAAGACACUUACUUUCAAAAAGAACUGUCUCCCUUCCAUUAUUG